Molecule: messenger RNA, 1308 nt
Organism: Cryptococcus amylolentus CBS 6039
Lineage: Eukaryota; Fungi; Basidiomycota; Tremellomycetes; Tremellales; Cryptococcaceae
Exons: 2
Coding region: 1-1308 (435 amino acids)
Source: RefSeq, a predicted model, not a curated record
AUGCUGGACGUAGGCGUCCCUCUCUUCCCAUCUCUCCGCCACCCCCUGCCGCACGCCGACCAACCCACCCCCAACACUGAACCCCUCCCAAGCCAACCAGCCCCCCAUGUCACACCAGAACCUCCCACCCGCACAGGACUAGGACUAUACCGCCUCUCCUCAUUCUACAACCCCCACCGCCCGCCGGGACCUGACCCCUCAAACAAUGAUGAUGAUGAUGGAGCAGCGAGUGACACGGGGUCCCACCGCUCGCGCGCUUCUGCCCCGAGUUUCCUGCCUACCAGCAGGUGGACGGGUUCGCAAUACUUUCGGCUUCGCAAGGAUCAAGGGGAGUAUGUGGAGAGGGAGAGGCCGAGGUCGGCGCCGGGGGUGAUGGCGGGGACGCAAGAGCUCUUUGAAGAGCUGAGGGUGGGAUCGCCGUUGAAGGGAGAUGUUUUGGUGCGGAAUAAGACUCUGGGUCGGUAUGCUGGUGAAGUCUCUCGGACUCGGUCUGAUUCGGCACCGCCAUUCGCUGGGGAUGAGCUUGGAUGGAAAGAUGGAGCGGGGGUCUCUUUAGAAGCCGGCCCGACAGUAUCGCUGCAGUAUGAUUCUUCUCUCUCAUCUUCUGCCACUCUCCUCAACACCUCUAUCGGACCGUCCCCAACGCCCACCUUGGUGGACCUCAUCAACACCAACCUAAAGUCAACUCAAGAGACUCCAGAUUCUCAUCCCGCCUCGGACAGCAACGACAAACCUCAAAGUAUCAAGACCACCCCAAACGUCAAAACAAGCAAGAAGCACGGAAGGCUAGGGGCGAAGGAGAGGAGGAAGAAGAUGUCUAUGAGGAAUAUGCGAGAGAGGGGUAAAAAGUUGGAAAUGAACGAGGAGGAGGCGCGGGGUAGAGAGCAGGGACGAGGAAAUAUGGUUGAUGAGCUUCCUUCCCUCGACUCCGACCUGUCGUUCCCUACUCCAGCGUCCGCCUACGACAGUCGAUACUCUUCUAAUUCCAGUGAUGCGCAAGUUGCCAGUGCCAACGAUACCUCAAAGACUAUUCAAAACCAGACUACCACCUCGACAGCGCCCACUACGGUAAUACACGACCAAGCCACACCUGAUCCGGAACAAGAGGUCGAUGGAGCGUCUCGACAGACUACUACCCUGGAGGACACACAAGUCAAAGACAAGAGCACGCAAGUCGACAAGACGGGGCGGCAACCGAAAACGAGCGGGAAGAAGAGCUCGACAGCAAACGAAAAGAAGGAUUUGAAGCGAGAGAUGAGAAUGGCGCCAACGCAAGUCACAUUUCUCUUCGUGCAAAACCUUCUCUAA